Molecule: messenger RNA, 1812 nt
Organism: Adineta steineri
Lineage: Eukaryota; Metazoa; Rotifera; Eurotatoria; Adinetida; Adinetidae
Source: the annotation of a GenBank genome assembly
AUGAAUCAAUCAACAAAUAUUAAAGUACGUGGAAAUUAUCAUGAUAAUAUAUGUGGUACAAGUCAAGAAGAAAUAUAUAAUCUUGAUUUAUGGAUGUUUCCAAUGGAUAAUAAAAUAGAAGAAUCAAUAUUUACAUUUGAAUGUAUUAUUAUUCAAGAAGUUCAACGUGUAAAAUCUAGUCGAUGGUCAAUGAAAAAAACCAUUUAUGACAAAUUAAAUAUACAAACUGAUUUACCUAAUACUGAUCAUAAAACAUAUUUAAAUACCAUUGUAAAAGAUUAUUGUAUGAAAAGAGUAUCGAUUGAUUCACCAAUAACAAAAGAUAUAUCACAUUUACUUCCAUCACCUAAUCAAAUUCUUAAUAAUGAACUUAAUUCUAAUAGUAAUCAAGAUUUAAUUGAAUCAGUCGAACCAUUUAAUGAAUUAGCUGCUUAUUAUGCUCAAAUGGCAAUUAAAGAUCUUGAUUUAAAUCAACAAUAUCAUCCAUUAUUAAAUGCAUCACAACUUCGUCUUAUUCAAUUAUUCGAACGUUUUCCUCGUUUAAAACCAUUUUUAAUAAUAUUAAAUAAACAUGGUUUACAUUUAAAAGAUAUUCUUAGUCGAGAAAAAACUGGAUUAGAUAUAUUUGUUGAUGAUGAGGAAAUUGGAGAAACUUUUCAACAAAUUAAAACUCUUGUAAGUGCAACUAAAACACAACAAAUUUUUAAUACGAUUUGUCAACAUUUACAAUUACAAUAUGAACAACAAAUUAAAGACAAUUCAUUUGAAAAUUAUCGAUUAUGUAUAUUUUGGUUAAGUGAUAGUUAUUGUUCAGAUGUUUCACCAAUUCUUGAUCUUUUUCUUAAUUUAUCAGAACAAACAGGUUUAUUAAUUGAUUUACAUUAUGCAGAUUCUGAUCCAAUACAACUUGCAAAUGCUCAACAAACAUUUAAUACACAUCUAACUAAUCAAACAAAUUUAUCUAUUAUUUAUGAUGAAACAAUUGAUUUAUAUCAUAGUAAAACACUUGAAAAAAUACCAAUAGAAUCAUUUGAUAUUAUAUUUUCUGCAAAUCAACUUCUAGGAAAUCAAGAUUUAACAAAUUCUUUAAUAGAUCUUCGUCGUUUACUUGUUCCUAAUGGUCUCCUUUUAUUACUUGAAUUAGUUCAUAUUCCUCUUUAUUUUCAUCUUAUUUUUGGUUUUUUUGAUCAAUGGUGGUCAUCUGAUGAUAAUAAUAAUCGUGCAUUAAAGAAUAUUCAACCAUGGACAACAUUAUUAAAACAAAUCGAAGGAUUUAAUAUUAUUGAAUCAACAACAAAUCAAAAUGAAAGUACAUCAAUUAUUUGUCAAAAAACAAUAUCUAAGGAAAUAUUACAAAGACUUAAUGAAAGAAAAAAUCAAAUAUGGUUAAUAUUUAAUAAAGAAGAUAAUAAUAAUAAAAAUAAUUUUAGUCAUAUUCUAUCAUCAUUAUUACCAUGUUCAAAUAUCAAAAUUUUUGAUAUUCAUAAUUCAACUCUAGAUAUGAUUUGUUCUGUAAUACCAGUUCUAUUAACUACUUAUAAACAAGCAUCUAUUAUUCUUGCAUGGCAACUUGAUCAAGUAUUAUUUUAUGAAAAUAAUGCUGAUUUAGCAUUUAAACAAAAUGAAGAACUUAUAUGUGGAACAUUAUCACGUAUUCUUCAAACAAUUCAAAAAUCAUCACCAUAUUUUUAUCCAUUUGUAUAUAUUCUUACAGAUCAUGCUCAAUUUAAUAAUGAUUCGAAUCUUAAUAUAAUUGCAUCAUCAUUUAUUGGGCUUGCACGAAGUUUAAUAACUGAAUAUGAACGAUAUUGA